AUGAAUGAACCACAAAAAGAAUGGAUAAACAAAAGUAUCAUAACAGAGAUCAAUGAAAGAAACGUGAUGUGGACAGAACAACAGAACAACCCAGAAAGAGAAGAACUGAGAGAAAAGUUUAUCACCAAAAGACAUAAAAUAAUCAAGUUGAUACGGGAAACAAAGAAGUCAUAUUAUAAGAAGGAAUUCGACAAAUACAGUGGAAAGCCCAAAAAGCUAUGGAAUUUACUCAAUACUCUUACAAAUAAUAAAUUUAAACAAAGAUGCGCUCCUCCCAAACUUAUUGUUAAUUCAAUAGAAGUUACGGAUCCUCAUGAGAUAUGCAAUAUAUUUAAUAACUUUUUCGCUACUAUAGGGCCAUAUUUAGCUGACGAAAUACCUAUUCAGUUCCAUGUAAAUUAUACUCACGCACUACCAAAACCACUUCUUCAAAAUUUGCAAAUGAAUAGUUUAGAGCCAUGCACUGAAGAAGAAAUCCUUAAUAUUAUUAAUAAACUUGAUUCAAACAGUAGUGUCGGUCUAGAUGGUGUUAGUACGAAGGUUUUUUAA
This is a messenger RNA of Parnassius apollo (apollo), 549 nucleotides long. The record is from the annotation of a GenBank genome assembly. Lineage: Eukaryota; Metazoa; Arthropoda; Insecta; Lepidoptera; Papilionidae.